GUUUGCUUGGUCACGGAAUGGCUCAGCAGGAUCUGGUACAACCGACAAAUACCACAGUCAUUACUGGUAUAGCCCUUGAAGCUACCGGCACCGAUCGGGUUCAUAUCGUCACAAGAAAAGAUACCAGACGGUUUCGGUACAGGACCAGCAUUAUUGUUGGAAAUAUCAUGCGGUAUUUUGACACCAUGAGGAUUCAGAGAUUCAAGGGAGUGCUAAUUUACGUAAACAACGUAGAAAGAGGACAGCCUGAGAUUUAUGUCGUGCUAGAAGAAGCCCAAAUUGGUAUCCGUGUUAGGGAAUCGUACGCCGUCGAUGUUGAUCGCUAUUUAAAUUACCAAGAAAGCAUGGGUUUGCUAAACGUUGCCAUCAGUGUACCGCCCCAAUAUGGAGUGCGCCCAGACGGAGACAAAACCAAGGAGGUUGAAAUGCGACAGAGAUAUAACCUACCAAGGGUAGCUGGGUUAAUGAGGCCGUUCCCAGAUCAGGCAUCUGCCAGCUUUAUGCAGUCAUUAACUUUGAACGAUGUGAAUUCUGAAGGUUAUAGGCAGCAGAUCAUCAAUAUGUACCGAGUCCAAGGCUCGGGUGAGCCAGGAUCAGAUCAAUCACUAUCGUCCGCUAACCAGGCUGGUAUGCCUACUGAGAAUAUGUUUACCACCAGUAAAGAUGAGGACAAGAAGUUUGAGGUCUUCCCUGAAGCUUCCAUGAAGAGUGGUCCAAUCUACAAGGUGGCACCAAAAUAUGAAGCUGGACGUUACCGAUUCUACCCAAUCACUGGACAAGCCUUAAAUCAGAGACUGCAGACUUGUCGUGAUCUCCAGCAACAAAACAUAAGGUUAUUAUUUGAUUUAAUCAAUUUCAGUCAACGUCCAACCCAUGCAGUCCCA
Molecule: messenger RNA, 884 nt
Organism: Cylicostephanus goldi
Lineage: Eukaryota; Metazoa; Nematoda; Chromadorea; Rhabditida; Strongylidae
Source: the annotation of a GenBank genome assembly